Vigna unguiculata (cowpea) is the source of this 3323-nucleotide messenger RNA. Its product is annotated as TMV resistance protein N-like. Gene Ontology annotation, molecular function: ADP binding. Lineage: Eukaryota; Viridiplantae; Streptophyta; Magnoliopsida; Fabales; Fabaceae. The record is from RefSeq and is a predicted model, not a curated record. Gene Ontology annotation, biological process: defense response; signal transduction.
ACCUCUGCCAUCGCAAAAGACUGAAUACACCCACCAGAUCUUCAAGUUAAAUACAACUAAUUGCUUCUCACUAAUCACAACCUUGUUUCUCAUCCUUCAUAGUAUUUUUCAAGUUCUUAAAUCAUGGCACGGAGAAUCUCGUUAUCCUUGUCUUCCUCCAGUCAUACAUGGAUUUAUGAUGUCUUUCUAAGUUUUAGAGGUGAAGACACUCGUUAUCAGUUUACUCAUAAUCUCUACCAUUCCUUGUGCGAGAAGGGCAUUCAUACUUUCAUUGACCAGGAGGGUCUUAGAAGAGGGGAAGAAAUUACACCUGCUCUUUUCCACGCAAUUCAAAAUUCAAGGAUUUCCAUCGUUGUCUUCUCCAAAAACUAUGCAUCUUCAACUUAUUGCUUAAAUGAACUUGUAAAGAUCCUUGAAUGCGCCAAGGAAGAGGGUCGAUCAAUUUAUCCAAUAUUUUAUGGAGUUGAUCCAUCAGAAGUUCGACAUCAGACUGGAAGUUAUGGAGAAGCAUUGUCAAAACACGAAGCUAGGUUCCAUAAUGAUGCUGACAAUGAGAAGACACAAAAGUGGAGGAAGGCUUUACAUGAAGCAGCUAAUCUAUCAGGCUGGCAUUUCCGACAUGGGUCUCAACCAGAAUUUGAGUUUAUCAGAGAGAUUGUUAAAGAGAUCUCCGCAAAGAUAAAUUACAUCCCGUUACAUGUUGCUGAUAAACCAAUUGGGUUGGAGUAUGCAGUCCAAGGAGUGAAAUCUCUACUUGGAGAGGGGUCUGAUGUCAACAUGAUAGGAAUUUAUGGUAUCGGGGGUAUAGGUAAAACCACCAUUGCUCGUGCUCUGUAUAACACUAUUUUUUGGCACUAUGAUGGUUCGUGUUUUCUACCUGACAUUAGAGAAAAGGCAGUUAAUAAGCACGGGAAUGUCCAACUUCAAGAAAUACUACUUUCUCAGAUACUCAAGGGAGAAGAUAUCAAAGUGGGAGAUGUCAAUAGAGGAAUACCAUUAAUAAAAAGGAGACUUCAACAGAAGAAGGUCCUUCUAGUUCUUGAUGAUGUUGACAAAUUAGAGCAGUUGAAGGCACUUGCUGGGGGAUGUGAUUGGUUUGGCUCUGGAAGUAUUAUCAUCAUCACCACAAGAGACAAGCACUUGCUAGAUGCUCGUGGGGUGGUGAACUUAUAUGAAGUUAAACCAUUAAAAGUUGAGAGAGCUUUGGAAUUGUUUAGCUGGCAUGCCUUCAAAAAUGGUAAAGUUGAUCCACCUUAUAUGAAAAUUGCAAUGCGUGCGGUUUCUUAUGCGUGUGGCCUUCCGUUGGCUCUGGAAGUUAUAGGAUCCCAAUUAUUUGGAAAAAGUUUGGAUGAGUGCAGUUCUGCAUUAGACAAAUAUGAAGGUAUUCCUCAUGAAAAGAUACAGGAGAUACUUAAAGUAAGCUAUAAUAGUUUGGAAGAAAAUGAAAAGGGGAUUUUCCUAGACAUUGCUUGUUUCUUCAAUACCUAUGAAUUGAGCAAUGUAACACCAAUGCUAAAAGCUCAUGGUUUUCAUGUAGAAGAUGGUUUGAGAGUGUUGGCUGACAGAUCUCUCAUAAAGAUUGAUUCUUCUGGUUUUGUAAGAAUGCAUGACCUAAUUCGGGACACAGGAAGAGAAAUUGUAAGGCAGGAAUCAACACUUGAGCCAGGCAGACGUAGUAGAUUAUGGUUUGACGAAGAUAUUGUUCAUGUUUUGGAAGAAAAUACGGGAUCUGAUAAAAUAGAAUUCAUAAAGCUUGAAGGGUACAACAACAUACAAGUGCAAUGGGAUGGAAAAGCCUUCAAGGAAAUGAAGAACUUGAGGAUUUUGAUCAUUAAAGGUUCAAGCUUUUCUACAGUUCCCGAGCAUCUACCAAAUAGCUUGAGAGUGGUAGACUGGAGUUGCUAUCCUUCGCCAUCUUUACCUUCUGAUUUCAAUCCCAAACGCUUUGAGAUACUCCUUAUGCCUGAAAGUUCACUUCGGAUGUUCAAACCACAAAAGAUGAUGGAAUCAUUAUCUGUAAUAAACCUUGAAGAUUGCACGUUCUUAACUGAUCUACGGAGCCUACGAGAGGCACCAUUCUUAACAACUCUGCGUCUCGAUAGAUGUUCUAAUUUGGUUAACAUAGAUGAAUCAAUUGGGUUUCUUGAUAAACUUCGGUUAUUGAGUGCUAAACACUGCACCAAGCUGAAAGCUCUUGCACCCUCCAUCAUGUUGACAUCUCUUGAAACUUUGGAUCUUUGGGGGAGCGAAAGUCUUGAGAGUUUCCCUGAAGUAUUGGGAAAGAUGGAGAAAAUAAGGAAAGUAUAUUUAGACGGCACAGGCAUAGAGAAAUUGCCAUUUUCUAUUGGAAAUUUUGUUUGGCUGGAACUAUUGUCCUUGAAGGGAUGUGAGAAGCUUCAUCAGGUACCAGGUAGUAUAAGCAUAAUGCCGAAAGUUAAAGUGGUAGUGGAUUAUGGGCAUGAAGUAUAUCAAAUUUUUGAAGAAGAGUUGAGCUCAGAGGUGUCUCCAAGGGCCAUGCUUAUUGGUGAUUCUGACGUCUAUCUUGAUGUGUAUAAUUCACACCACGUAUAUCUUGACGUGUAUUAUUCAUACGUAAGUCCCAAUAAUGUCAUCCGAGUUUACCCUCCUAAUCAGCUUUUGCAUCAGCUUUUGCAUUCUGAUUUAAGAUUGUUAUUCUCAAAAAUUCAACUGGAAGAUGACCGGCUUUGGUUAAACCAGAAGAACUCAGAGAUAAAUAUGUUCCGAUUUAGAAACAAAUUUCCUAAGGUAGCGCUAUGUUGUUCAGUAUUAGCACCUGCGUUGAAAAGUGUCGUAGUAAUGAAUUUGAAGUUCAGAGUACUCAUUAACAAUACUUUACAAUUCAGUGCUCUGUGCAAUUUCAUUGUUGGAGGAGGGAGUAACACAAUACUUUGGUGUGAUCUAGAAGGCAAAGUGGAUGAGGUGAUUUGGAAAGUGGAUGAGGUGAUUUCAGAGCGAGAGUGGGAUAAAGCUAAGAUUUAUUUUCAGUUAGACUUCCCUAUGCAAAGAAAUUGUGAAGAUAAGAAAACAAAAAGGAGCAUUGGUGGAGGAAGUCUAAUUUGGAGCCUGAUUGGUGUGUAUGAGGAAGGAAACAAUAAAGAGGAUAUUCGUGCUUACGAUAACUGAGAACGUUCUUCUUCAUUACCUAGUUCUUUGUACAAUGUCAUUAGAGGAUUUUAGAAAGCUUUUGAAUAUUGGAAAUUAGGUAGAGACGGUCGCACCCACAUUAAACGGUCGCGUCCACUUUAGGAGAAUGAUAUUCUAACUUCCACGUGACAACAUUUUUACUCCUUGACGUUGCAGCU